AUGACCGAAGUCCUCCCCCUGCCCCAAGCAGACAGAUAUGCCCCAGAGGCAGAGAUGACAACGGGGAGUGGUCCUGCCGUGCUCCUCCUGGUGACAGUGUUGGACUGCACCGGGAUCACCGGGGCCUGUGAGUGGGAUGUCCAGUGUGGGACGGGCACCUGCUGUGCCAUCAGCCCGUGGCUCCGAGGUGCGUGGACCUGCAACCCCUGGGGCAGGAAGAAGGAGUGCCACCCGGGCAGCCGCAAGGUCCCCUUCUUCAGGAAACGCCAGCACCACACCUGCCCCUGCCUGCCCAGCUUGCUGUGCUCCAGGUGCCUGGAUGGCAGGUACCACUGCUCCAUGGACUUGAAGACCUUUAGGAGCUUCUCUGGUCUCAGACACCCACCGGGCUUCUUGCUGACACAGUCUAGGAUUGUCUUAUGGAUUUUAUUGUAUUUCAGCCACCCCUAG
Molossus molossus (Pallas's mastiff bat) is the source of this 450-nucleotide messenger RNA. It is a transcript of the gene PROK1, whose product is annotated as prokineticin 1. The record is from RefSeq and is a predicted model, not a curated record. NCBI's taxonomy places the organism in Eukaryota, Metazoa, Chordata, Mammalia, Chiroptera, Molossidae.